Aphidius gifuensis is the source of this 3706-nucleotide messenger RNA. Its product is annotated as SWI5-dependent HO expression protein 3-like. The transcript has 6 exons. NCBI's taxonomy places the organism in Eukaryota, Metazoa, Arthropoda, Insecta, Hymenoptera, Braconidae. The record is from RefSeq and is a predicted model, not a curated record. Bases 682 to 2724 code for a protein of 680 amino acids.
AUUAUUAUUAUCCCGGAUUUCCGUACACUUCCGUAAAUUUCCGUAGCCAGAGGGAGAGAAUUGAUAGAAAAAAAAAAAAAGAAAACAUCCAAUUAUUUAUCAUCACCAUAUGUUUUCUAAAAUAUUUUUAAUCAAAAAGUGAGGUCAACAACAUCAUCAUCAAGUCUAUCCAUUGGUUCCAUAGCAUCAAAUAAUAAUUAUUAUUAAUUAUUAAUUAUAAAUAUAUGUCAGGUGUUAACAUAACCUAACUAUUUGAUAUUUUAUUUAUUUUUCUCUCUCUGCGUCAAAAUAUUCAAGGUCAAUAAAUAUUUGCUACAAUAGUCUAGUGUAUUUGUACAUAUAUAAAAAUACAUCAGUGAAAUUUUGUCGUCGUUGAUAGUUUGAGUGUUAAUUUAUAUCAUUGACCGUUUUUUUAUAUUUAAUUUUGUAUUUGUGUGUUUCAACAAACUUGAUAAUUUAUAUACAACAAUGGCGGCUUUUUAUAGUAUUAAUAUUAAACUUGAUGAUGAAUUAUUUAUCAAAUAUUAUUGUUAAUUAAAUUGCUAGCAACCAUUGAUUUAUUUAUUUGGUUUUAUCAAUAAACUACAUGGUAACGAAUAAAUUUAAAUAAUAAACCAAAUAUCAAGAAAUAAUUUACAAUUGCUCCAAAAAAAAAAAAAUCAUAAAUAAAAGUAAAUAAUCAUGAAUAUCAGAUCAGAAAAUAUGAAGACAGAUAGAAUUGAUAAAUCAUCAAAUUCAUCAAGAAGAAAUAAAAAGAAACAUGGUGGUAAAAAAUUAAAUCCAGUAAAUAAUAAUUGGUGUGUUAAUAAAGAUGAAAAUGUAAAUGGUCAUUCAAGUAGUGGUAGUAUAGAUUAUGGACAAAUGUUUUGGCAACAGCCAUCUGGUAUACCAGCUCAUAUGCAGCCACAUACUGGUCAACGUUUAUUUACAGCAAUGUCUGAUCCAAGUGUAUGUGGUUAUUCAGCAAUGCCAAUGGCAUACACAAUGGAGCCAAUAUCAAUGCCACCAUUAUAUCCAAUAUAUCGUCCAGUACCACAACAACAACAACAGCAACAAAAACAGCAUCAACAACAUCAUCAACAGCCACAAACAUAUAAUAAAAUAUAUAGAGAUAAAAGUAGAAAAAAUAUAUCACAUAAUAAUCAGUAUAUUAUUGCAAAUCAAACAAUGCCAAAUGGUUAUUCAAGUUUACAAGAUAAUACAUCAAAUUAUUUAACACCAAGAUAUUGUGAAAAUGGUGAUUAUGCAUCAUUACCACCAAAUGCUUAUGACAAUGUUGAUGAUAGUGAUGAAUUAAAUUGUGAACAUAGAAGAUAUUCUGAUCCUGGUCUUGGUCCAGCUGAUAUUAAAUCUUGUGAUAAUAGUGAUGAUUCAGAUACAGGAGAGAGUGAAAGUUCAAUUGUUACUAUUGGAAAAAAUAAUAAACUUGUUUUUUCACUUAUUGAACAGAUGACUAAUUUGAGAGAGGCCAAUAGUAGAAUGUUCAAGGAACUUCAUGAGACUAAAUUAUCAUUGGAUAAUGUUAAAGCUGAAUUAUCAAAAAUUAAAAAUCAAACAUCAUCGGAUUAUCAACCUGGAAUGUUGUCUGAUAUCAUUAGUGAAAUGAGAGAUGCAAGUAGAGCUCUUGAUGAAUCAAUGAUGGCUAAAGUAACAUCAAUUGUUGAGGAUAAAAAUCAACAGACACAAUUAGAGAUGAAAGAUAUUAAGGAACAUCUUGAAAAAUUAACUGCAGAAAAAUAUCAAGAUUCUAAAAAAAUCAUUCAACUUGAAGAAGAAAUUUCACGUUUAAAAAUUAAUUCAAACAAUGAAGAUCGUGUGAUAGCUGCAUUUGAGGAAGAAACACUUGCACUGAGACGUGAACUACAAGAAGCAAUAUCAAGAAAUUAUGCUGAUAAAGAUGGAUUAAUUAAGUGCGUAGAAGAAACGAUUAUAAAUCGUAUAACGCCUGUAUCAUUCAAGUCACCCUGUGUAACAAGCACCCCCGUGCGUACCGAUAAAAAUAUGAUAAUAGAUAAAUCCUUAAUAAAUGAAUUAAAUGAUUCAUCAUCAUCAUCCUCAAUAUCCUCAUCAUCAUCAUUAUCCUCACCACUUCAAAUAUUAUCCUCAUCCAACUCGUCGAGGAUUAAUCAAGAUGAUGUUGAUGUUAAUACCUACAAUGACAAUGUUGUUGAUCAUGAUUGGGAAUGGAAAGAACUUGAUCAUGGUUCAGCUCAAUCAAAUAUAUCAAGUCAAGAAUUUAAUGAAGAUGAAGAUGACAAUAAAAAUCAUGAAAAUGACGAUAGUUUUGAUAAAGAAUCAAUGCAAUCAAUGGAACCAGAUGAAAAACAAAGACAAGAAAUAGAACGUUUAAUACAAUAUCAUCUUAAACGUGAACAAAUAAUUUCAAAUAAAAAAACAUUAAUUAUUAAUGAUAAUAAUACAAAUAAUAAUAUUAAAAAAAAUACCAAAAAAUCAUGUUUUAGUUUAACAUCAAGUACAGCAUCAAAAACAUCAUCAUCUUCUUCUUCAUCUUCAUCAUCUUCGUCAUCUGGAUUUGAUAAUGAAAAAUUAAAUAAUAAUGAAUUAUUAAAAAUACGAAGAAAAAAUGGUACUGUUGAUGUACCAGAUGUUAUUGUCGUCGCUGGAAAAAAUGUGGUAUCUAAUAGUUUACACUCGACGAGAAUCCUGACAUCCAGAGUCCUCACUGCACCUUCACGUGCCACUUAUACCACUGCUUACAUAUAGGCUACGUACGGGGACACCAGUAUCAAAUGAAAAAUCAAAUAAUAUUAUUUAUAGAAUUUUUUUUUUUUUUUUUUUUUUCAUUAAAUAGUAUAUUAUUUGUUUUAUGCCAUCAUAAAUUUACAACAAUUGGUGCUUCAUUAUUCAGGGGGCACUGGGCAAUUUUAUUAAUAUAUUUUAUAGAAAAAAUAUAUAUAUUAUUUUAUAUAGCACGUAGGUUUUUUUUUCCAUUACAUUAUUGCAUGUAAAUAAUUAAUUUAACAAUGUCAUUUUUUUUUUAUUUAUAAUAAUUUAAAUAUCAUGUUGCUUAUACCACUUCAUUAUUCACUGGAAUCCUUGUAACCCUAGCUUAAAACAAAAACAAAAUGUAGUCACUGUUUGUUCACUGUGUCAUUGGUUUUUAAUAUUUUUUUUUAAUUGAAUUUUUGUUUAUUUGUUUUUGAAAAUUUUGGUAAAGCUCAGGUAAUAAUAAUAAAGCUCAAAUUUAAUAAAAUUAUUAUUAUUUUAUGUCAUAAUGAUAUACUGAAUUAAAAUUAGAAAAAAAAUUAUUUAAUCUACCUCAGCCUUACCUUGAUUAUUUUUAUUUUAUUUUUUGUUCGUUUUGUUGUUGGUAAAAUUAAAAUUGUUUAUUAGUUUUUAAAUUUUCUUUAUUGGAUUUAUUUUAUUUAUCAUUAUUUACAUAUACUUAAAUAAUAAUUGUGUAAAUUUUGAAAAUAAAGAAUUCAUUUUUAUCUAGUCGGCUGCAUGGCUUGGCUCUUUUGAUAAUGCUUAGCCUUGCUUUUGUAAAAUAAAAAAAUAAAAUAUAUAUUAAAAGUUAUUUUAAAAAUUAAUUAUUUCGACCGAUUAGACGUGGAAUGGAAGGAGAAGAAAAGGUGAUUUAUCAAACUGGAGAACAUGGUGGACAUCAUGCAUGAAAAAUAAACAAAAAAAAAAAAAAUGGAAUCACAAAUUAAAUGAGGAUCAACUUGAAAUUCCAAAUCACAAA